Molecule: messenger RNA, 984 nt
Organism: Topomyia yanbarensis
Lineage: Eukaryota; Metazoa; Arthropoda; Insecta; Diptera; Culicidae
Product: probable alpha-aspartyl dipeptidase
Exons: 3
Coding region: 209-946 (245 amino acids)
Biological process (GO): proteolysis
Molecular function (GO): serine-type peptidase activity
Source: RefSeq, a predicted model, not a curated record
UUUGUGUCAUUCUUAUCAUUUUACUCCUUAGCAUUGUUAUUGCUCUUCUUUUCAUGCAUUGUUCACGAGCGGUCUUAUCUACACCAGUAUUAUUCCGCUCUUAAAAACCAAUAAAUCGAAAAAGUGAAAGCUUUAUCAGCUGUUAGCCGAUUCAAGGGCUUUAGUCGAAGUUUGUUCUUUGGAUCGGUAGGUAGAUUCCACGGAAUCUAUGAACAACUUGUUAAAAAUGAGUCCACGCCAACUCUUCCUCAUGUCCUCGUCGGUUGUCCACGGUUACGAGUACCUGCAACAUGCGGAGAAUGACAUGAGCGCAUACCUCAAGAAAAAUAACGUCAACAAAGUACUGUUCAUACCCUACGCCCUAACUAGUCACGACAGCUACACGGAGAAGGUAGGCACGGUACUGAAAAGGUGGGGUUUCGACUACGAAGGUAUCCAUCGUGCCGCGGACCCGGUCCGAGCAGUGAACGAAGCCCAAGCGAUCUACAUUGGCGGUGGUAACACAUUUCUCCUGCUUAAAUCUCUGUACGACGAAGCACUGAUCGAACCUAUUCGCAAUAGAGUGCUAAACCAUUCCGUCCCGUACGUUGGCAGUUCGGCUGGGACGAAUGUGGCAACGCGGAGUAUUCACACCACGAACGACAUGCCGAUCAUUUGUCCGCCUAGUUUUAAUGCACUGGCACUGGUCCCGUUUAAUAUUAAUCCACACUAUCUGGAUCCGGAGGUGGGUGGAACGCAUAAAGGUGAAACGAGGGAGGAACGAAUUUUGCAGUUUCACGAACUGAACGAUGCUCCGGUGUUGGGAUUGCGGGAAGGAUCUACGCUGCUGGUGGAUGGGGAUCGUGCGACGUUGAUUGGGUUGCGCCCGGCACGGCUCUUCUGGCGGGGAAGUGAACCGGAGGAGUUUCAAAGUGGAGCGGAUUUGAGUUUUUUGUUGAAGGGGUGAGGUUUGGAGGGCUCUGGGAAGUGGAGUAAAUUGGGGUU